Aedes albopictus (Asian tiger mosquito) is the source of this 2345-nucleotide messenger RNA. RefSeq lists its product as uncharacterized. The transcript is spliced from 4 exons. NCBI's taxonomy places the organism in Eukaryota, Metazoa, Arthropoda, Insecta, Diptera, Culicidae. Bases 171 to 1946 code for a protein of 591 amino acids. The record is from RefSeq and is a predicted model, not a curated record.
AUCUUCCAGCCAGUCCGUGUUUGGUAGUGAAGCGGGAAGUGCACGUUUUUACGUUGACGAAGAACAUUUUUUUUGUGAUUUUGUUUGUUAUUUAAACGAACUUCCUUGUUUUUACUAUAUUUUGUUGAAAAAGUCUUGAUAAAGUUCUGAUCACUGUGACUCUGUAGAACAUGAGUAUCCCCUUUGCUCAAUAUCUGUGUCAAAAUGGAUUCUCGACUACGGUGUCCAUCGAGCAGCGGAUUCAGGAAAGCAAGAGUCAAGGCAAAAGCCCGACGAUCGUCAUCGAUCUGAUGUACUACGACCAGCUCGAGGGAUACCUAAAUCGACCGGAAACCAACGUAAAGAUGGGUGACCUCUGCGGCAUUUCCCGAUUGAGAGUGCAGAAGCUGGAACGCUUCGUGGCCAACAUGAAGGACUGGGGCGCAGAGCUAAUCUUUGUUACAAACGGCGCCUUUUUCGACACCAGCGGCCAGAUCAUUCCGGACCAGGACGACUCCAAGGGAAACAGCAAGGACUGGCGCUAUGACCUGCAGUGUGCGAUCACUGACUACUUGGGCAAUGAGCAUUAUAGCCGGGUUGCGCAAGAUGCUAGGUUUAUUCCGAUCGAACGCAUCUGGACGGAAUCGGUGGUUAAGGUAGCAAGGAAGUACGGACGCAUCCUGUGGGCUUGGGACAACACUCGCCAUCAGGAGAUCGUGAAGGUCGCGUCGGUUAACGACGCUCUUGCUAUAAUAUCGAAGCACUUCGCCGUGUUGAUGUACAGUGGCUUGGCGUUCCCGCGGUACAAACUUUGGUCACUGGUGGACUGUUCGGUACAAUCUAUGACGACGAACGAGUUCGAUCCGUUGACUAUCCGACGAUCGCUGCGCUUGUCCGCCAAACAGAUGAGACUGCUGGCAGCUCUCUCAGAUCGGUAUUUUGGCACGGCGACGUUUGUGAAUUUUGCUGAACGAAUGAGAUUCUCCAGUCAACGGUCAGUCGCAAACCUGAUUGCGUACGUUCGGAAGACAGCUGGGAACCUGCAGGAGCUGGACUACUUGAAGAUCGCUCGCGAUCUGUUCGGAGAGGAGAAAUAUAUAGAGAAGUUCGAUGAGUUCAAGGCGGUUUGUGAAAGUUAUGACAUUAGCAAAAUCACGUUGUCCACCGAGCAGAAUAACGAUUGCGUUAGUAUGCAAUUGAAGAAGCAGGACUCGUUCAACUAUGAUAUCUAUCAUGGGAUUAAGUUCACGGUAUCGAUUACGUUUAUAGACUACCGAUACUGGGAGGAAAACGGAGUCGACUUCUACGAAGUAUGUAUGGCGCUCUAUCGGCGUAUCAGCGGUGUGAUUUUGCAGCACAAGAAGGAUCCUACCUUGGUGCGAUAUGUGAACAUCAAACGAAGCCACCAGGAAGCGUACGGCACCGUUGAGCUGGAACCGGAAUAUCCGGAAGACUUCUACGUACCCUCGCUGGAGGCUAUCUAUUCGAUGGCGGAAAGGCCAGGUGUCGUUACCGAUGUGCCGGAUUUCAACGUUCGUCUGCUGGAGUUCAUCACCGGAAUGCCGUUGGAUCGAUCUGCGCUGGAGUUUUUCUGGAAGACCGAUCAGCGCUCGCAGCUGCAGGACAGCCUCACGCUGUGCUAUAUGUUAAAGCUAAACAUGAUGGACACAUUCGAGGCGGAUAUGUUCCUGCUUGGAAUCCACCGGUGCCGUCGGGAAGAGCCACGGCUCAUACCGUUACCGAAAAAUUUGAACCUCCGUGCGUUCCAUUUGUACUUUGUCUACAUAAAGAUGCGCACUCUGAUGAAGCAUAGUUUUUAUGCUGCAGGAUUAGAUGACACUUUUAUGGACGAGUGCUAUCUUGAUGGUUUGUUGUUCCAGAAUUUGUUCCAGCAGUGGCGCUCAGCCGGCGAUACGGAAAGCUUCCGCGAAGAGAUGACACCACUGAAACGUUUCCGAUUGCAUUGAACUUUUUUGUUUUAUUGCAUUGUUACACUGUAGAAUUGUUCUGGUACGAUUUUCAGAAUAGUUUUCACCAAAGUUAAAACUUUCAGAUGACGUUAGGUGUUCGAAUGUGAUAUGCUGAAUACCUUAAAUUUGGUGUUCUGUCGAAACAUCCCGUGAUCUUUCCAAUUGUUGAUUUGUUAAUGUUAUACAUUCUUAUAACUUGUUUGCUGUAGUGCUAAGUGAACAGCAGUUUAUGACCAGCUACAAAAACAGAAAAUACCGUCUUCACCUUAGUUUCUAAGUGUUUUAUAUCUUCGAAAAUCGAUAUAACUGAUUUGAAACAUAUUCGCUCUGAUUAUUAACAUAUGUAAGUUGUAUUUUAUGAAUAUUUUCAAUAAACUUUGUCUUCGAACUGAGAAA